AUGGAGAUGUCAAUGGAGCAAAAGAAAGCCACCGAACAGGUUGUAAGGAAAAAGGGUGGUUACAGAACCAUGCCCUUUAUCAUAGCAAAUGAGACCUUCGAAAAGGUUGCGAAUUUCGGACUCCAUGUAAAUAUGAUUUUGUACAUGUUACAAGAGUAUCAUCUGGACCCUUCAACUGCUGCUAUCAUAAUAUUUCUGUGGAACGCCUUGUCCAAUUUUAUUCCCAUCUUUGGUGCUUUCCUUUCUGAUUCUUGCGUUGGACGAUUUCGUGUUAUUGCAUGGGGAACUUUCAUCGACCUUGUUGGAUUGGUUGUGUUGUGGCUUACUGCAAUCAUUAGGCAUGCAAGGCCACAAGAAUGUCAUGUAGAAACUUGUCCAAGUCCAACGGGAUCUCAACUCAUGUUUCUUUUCUCUUCCCUUAUUCUCAUGGCUUUUGGAGCUGGUGGCAUUAGGCCAUGUUCCUUAGCUUUUGCUGCUGAUCAAAUUAACAACCCUGAAAACCCACGAAAUGAGAGGGUCAUGAAGAGUUUCUUCAAUUGGUAUUAUGUUUCGGUUGGCUUUUCAAUAAUGGUUUCUGUUAUAUUCCUAGUAUACAUUCAAGUUAAAGCAGGAUGGGUUGUGGGUUUUGGGAUUCCAGUGGGGCUUAUGUCAUUUUCUGCUAUCAUGUUCCUCUUGGGUUCUUACAUGUAUGUCAAAGUGAAACCAAACAAGAGCUUGCUCACUAGCUUGGCCCAAGUAAUUGUAGCAACCUGGAAAAACAGACACUCAACCCUGCCUCCAAAGAACUCCGACCUUUGGUAUUUCCACAAUGGCUCUAAUCUUGUUCAACCAACGGACAAAGCAAGGUUCUUGAACAAGGCUUGUAUAAUUAAGAAUAGAGAGAAAGAUUUGGACUCUAAUGGGAUGGCUGUUGACCCAUGGAAUCUGUGUACAGUAAGACAAGUAGAGGAGUUGAAAGUUAUAAUAAAAGUCCUUCCCAUUUGGUCCACUGGCAUCAUACUUGCUACUGCCAUAAACCAACAAUCAUUUGCUGUAGUCCAAGCUGGAACCAUGGACAGGGUCGUGUUCAAUUUGAACAUACCACAGACCAGCUUCGGUGCUUUUACAAUCAUCACUUUGACCCUAUGGAUUGCUAUUUAUGACCGCAUUAUAGUUCCCUUGUUAUUAAUAUACAAAAAAGGACUCACCGUUAAGCAAAGAAUGGGAAUUGGGCUAGUGAUCUCAUGUUUGGCCAAUAUAGUGGCAGCAUUGGUAGAGAAGAAGAGAAGGAAUGCAGCAAUAAGAGAAGGGUUUAUGAACAAUCCCAAUGGAGUGGUUAACAUGUCUGCUAUGUGGCUUGUGCCCCAAUACUCUUUAUUUGGUUUAGCAGAGGCUUUCAAUGCCAUUGGACAAAUAGAGUUCUAUUACACUCAAUUUCCUAAAACCAUGUCUAGCAUUGCUAUUGCUCUUUUUACACUUGGCUUUGGGAUGGGGAAUUUGGUGGCAAGCAUUAUCGUUAAGGUUGUGAAAGAUGGGACAGUGAGACCAGGAGAAGAAAGUUGGCUAUCAUCAAACCUCAACAGAGGGCACUAUGAUUACUACUAUGCCCUCCUUUUCAUUCUGAGUUUGGUUAAUUUGUUCUACUACUUCAUAUGUAGUAGGGCUUAUGGGAGUACUGAAGAUAUACAAAUUUGGGAUGAAGAGGUUGACACAAAAUUAGAACUUGAGAGAGACGUGACACAAAAUGAGGAAGAAAAGAAGUAA
Molecule: messenger RNA, 1743 nt
Organism: Gastrolobium bilobum
Lineage: Eukaryota; Viridiplantae; Streptophyta; Magnoliopsida; Fabales; Fabaceae
Product: protein NRT1/ PTR FAMILY 1.2-like
Exons: 4
Coding region: 1-1743 (580 amino acids)
Biological process (GO): transmembrane transport
Cellular component (GO): plasma membrane
Molecular function (GO): transmembrane transporter activity
Source: RefSeq, a predicted model, not a curated record